GGGAUGUCGAGUGGCGGAGGAACAUGGGUCCCUUCGGUUUCAAGGCUCGAGGUACUGAUCUUGUACUGUAGUACAAGGGAGCCACCUACCUACUAUGUAGGCCUAACUACGAAGAAGGCUUUCGAGCUUUGAACUUGCAUUUCCCCCGACAACCCAUCCCUUGCACUUGAUCAGUCCGAUGCCCCAAGGUGGUGAAGAGAAAUCCUCACAAGCACGGCCAUGAUCUGAGGAUGAAUCUAUCCAUGAGAAGUCUAUCGAGAAAUCUCCCAAGAUCCCCAAAGCUUUUCCCUGUGCUCUCAUGUGCACUGGCCAUGGCGUGGGUAGUAAACGUUCUUCGUCAGCGACCUGGCUUCAACCCCUUGACGGCGACUUUGGCCGACGUUUCCCGAUUGUUGGACGAAGGGAGUCUAACAAGCGUUGAUCUCGUCAAUGCAUAUAUUGGGCAGGUCGAAAAGCACAACAAGAACGGCGCUAGACUGAACGCUGUUCUUUCGCUUGUUCCGGAGCAGACUGUUCUUGAAAGUGCACGCAAGUCGGACCAAGAAAGAGCCGCAGGCAAGCCCCGUAGUCGUUUACAUGGGAUUCCCUUCCUAGUCAAGGAUAAUUUGUGGACGGACAAAUCGUUCGGCCUCCCAGUCACAUGUGGAGCCCUUGCCUUCAAGAACACGUUUGCAAAGCAGAAUGCUUAUAUUAUUCAGACGCUUCUUGACGCUGGCAUGAUCCUCCUUGGGACAGCCAAUCUCUCAGAACUCGCCAAUGCGAAAAGUACCCAAGUAUGGGGCGGCUGGUCUACACUAGGAGGACAAACCCAAUCACCCUAUGUUGAUGGGGGAAUAGACCCGACCGACACACCUCUGGGCCAUAGCUGUCCAGCAGGUUCUUCAUCCGGAAGUGCUGUCGCUGUGGCAGCAGGAAUGGCGCCUAUAGCAGUGGGAACUGAAUGUGAUGGAUCCAUCAUGAUGCCAGCCGAUAGGGCAUCCAUAUUUUCGAUCCGAUUAUCUCCCACCCCUACAUUGACUUCGGGCUUGUUGAGAUAUAAUAGCCUCGGGGAUUCGGUGGGAUGGAUGGUGAAGGGCGCGGAAGAUGCUGCCCUCAUGCUCAAUGUUGCUCUUGGCAAUGAUGACUAUACUAAAUACCUAGGUCAAUCCUUCAAAGGCCUUAGAAUCGGGUUACUUGACCCAAUGAAAUGGCAGCCAGGUACGGCUAUUGUCAGACCCAAUGAUGAGUACAAUGAACAGUUCAUGUCUGAGUUCAAUGCCAUGGCGUCGAAGCUUGAGUCUGCGGGUGCUAUCAUCCACCGUGAUAUUGAUCUUAGACGAUGGACUGGAGAAGACCAAGACAUGUGGAGAGCUCUCACCUAUCAUGACUAUGGACACGGGUUCGUGGAAUUCACCGAUGGUCUCAUUGACCCGACCGUUCGAACCAUGUCCGACCUGAUCGACUUCAACAAAAAACACGCAGAGCAAGCUAUGCCGCCGGACAAUCCCGGUCAAGACAUCCUCGAGAAGACUGUCGCCAACAUGAACUCGCUUUCGACUGAGCAAUACGAGGAGUACCAAAGUACUAUCCUUAAUCACACCAGGGACAUCGGCGUUGAUGCAGCCAUGAAACGAUACGACAUCGACGUUAUCAUGGGUGCGCCUACGGGACGGUCAGCUACAAUCUAUGACGCUGGAGGAUAUCCCGUUGGUACGCUGCCUUUGGGAUAUGCCAAGUUCAAUGGGCGCGCCUUUGGGCUCUCCUUUGUAGUACCACGAGGGAGGGAAGAUCUCCAGGUCAGGGUUAUGAGUGCGUGGGAGAAACUUCUCAACCCGCGGAAGCCGCCGCCCAAAUUGUAAAGGGAGACGGGGCCAUACAUGCUGACGUUAGUCUUUGGUGGCGCGCCCCCUGCGCUGUCCUUCUCACACUUUGCUUCCGUACUUCUUAUGAGGUAGACAUUCUCCCAUCAGGGACAUUAUGUAUCAUAAUCAAAUAGUCUGCGCGAUUCCGCUCUUGAAUGGCUAAUCAUGAAUCCGGAUACUCUAUAACACAAAUCAUUGGAGUUAUGUUCUUGCCGUUCUAGAAAGCCUCGUAUCACAAUCUAGCUCUUCACACAACC
Xylaria bambusicola is the source of this 2098-nucleotide messenger RNA. Its product is annotated as amidase signature domain-containing protein. The transcript is spliced from 10 exons. The record is from RefSeq and is a predicted model, not a curated record. Bases 231 to 1838 code for a protein of 535 amino acids. Lineage: Eukaryota; Fungi; Ascomycota; Sordariomycetes; Xylariales; Xylariaceae.